Molecule: messenger RNA, 549 nt
Organism: Aureobasidium musti
Lineage: Eukaryota; Fungi; Ascomycota; Dothideomycetes; Dothideales; Saccotheciaceae
Source: the annotation of a GenBank genome assembly
AUGGAUGGCACCGAUGAGAAGCAACUUGAAAUGGUCCAGGCUGCCCUGAUUCUGCUGUCCAUGGCAGAUGCUGUGUGGGACCCAGCCCAGACCUCAGAUGAUGCCAACGCAACUUCUGCACCUGAGACAUUUGUCGACGAUGAUACGCUUGAGGCUGCUGCGAGUUUACUGUUGUUGUCGACCCAUCCAAUCGUCAAUGUUGGUGGCCAGCGAGCCUCUGACUCGCCAUCCUCACAGUCUGUAAAACAUGACGAUACUCCCGAACGAGAUUCGUCUGCUUCUUCUGCUACCAAUGAUGCUCCCGACGCUCCCGAUGCUCCCAAUGCUCCUGAUGUUGCUCACGACGCUGCUCCUACUACGUCCAAUGCGGCUGAUGCUGCUUCCACUGUUACCUCAGUUGAAAACUCCCACUGGGCUGGAUUGACCGCUGAUCAGCAGGCAGUUCAGCAGAGGCGCCUCAACAUGACAGCCUGGCAACGCUAUCAGCACAAUCUUCAGCCGUAUGACCAUGUCGACGACCAAGGAUCUGUCAUUGGCCGUUUGUGGUAG